Apaloderma vittatum (bar-tailed trogon) is the source of this 1379-nucleotide messenger RNA. RefSeq names its product sarcoglycan, epsilon (gene SGCE). The record is from RefSeq and is a predicted model, not a curated record. The annotation marks the transcript as partial. The transcript is spliced from 12 exons. Lineage: Eukaryota; Metazoa; Chordata; Aves; Trogoniformes; Trogonidae. Gene Ontology annotation, cellular component: sarcoglycan complex; membrane.
CUUUUUUGUUAAGCUCUGCUGAUGGCAGUAACGGAACAGUUAACUGGACGACUAAGCAAGCCCACAGUUAUAUUAUCAGCAGAAUAAAGGCUGCUGAGAAGAAUGUGUACACGAUCCUGUCUAAGGUGCACUCUGACCGCAACGUGUACCCCUCUGCCGGAGUUCUCUUUGUUCAUGUUCUGGAGAGAGAGUACUUUAAGGGGGAAUUUCCUCCUUACCCAAAGCCUGGUGAAAUAAGUAAUGAUCCUAUAACUUUUAAUACCAACUUAAUGGGUUACCCUGACAGACCGGGAUGGCUGCGCUAUAUCCAGAGGACCCCGUACAGCGAUGGAGUGCUGUAUGGCUCGCCAACCGUAGAAAAUGUGGGCAAACCAACCAUCAUUGAGAUCACUGCGUAUAACAGGCGUACCUUCGAGACAGCAAGGCAUAAUUUGAUCAUUAACAUAAUGUCAGCAGAAGAUUUUCCUUUACCGUAUCAAGCGGAGUUCUUCAUAAGGAAUAUGAACGUCGAAGAGAUGUUAGCAAGUGAAGUUCUUGGUGACUUUCUGGGAGCAGUGAAAAACGUGUGGCAGCCAGAACGCUUGAAUGCUAUAAACAUCACUUCAGCCCUCGACAGGGGAGGCAGAGUUCCGCUUCCUAUUAAUGACAUGAAAGAGGGGGUCUAUGUUAUGGUUGGGGCAGAUGUUCCCUUCUCCUCCUGCUUACGGGAAGUGGAAAACCCACAAAACCAGCUGAGGUGCAGCCAAGAGAUGGAGCCUGUCAUAACCUGUGAUAAAAAAUUCCGCACUCAAUUCCAUAUUGACUGGUGUAAAAUCUCUCUGGUUGACAAUACAAAGCAAGUUUCCACCUUUCAGGAAGUGAUUCGUGGAGAAGGGAUAUUGCCGGACGGUGGGGAGUACAAGCCCCCUUCUGACACGCUGAAAAGCAGAGACUAUUACUCGGAUUUCCUAGUCACACUGGCCGUGCCCUCGGCAAUAGCACUGGUGCUCUUUCUCAUACUUGCCUAUAUCAUGUGCUGCCGACGGGAAGGAGUGGAAAAGAGAAACAUGCAAACACCAGACAUCCAGCUGGUCCACCACAGCGCGAUACAGAAAUCCACCAAAGAGCUCCGGGACAUGUCGAAAAACCGCGAGAUCGCUUGGCCUCUGUCGACCCUUCCCGUGUUUCACCCAGUGACCGGGGAGAUCGUGCCGCCCCUUCACCCGGACAGCUACGAUAACACCAGCACGCCGCUCAUGCAGACCCAGCCGAACCUGCCACAUCAGACUCAGAUUCCACAGCAGCGGAGCGCAGGAGAAUUUCGCAUGACAACAUUUCAAAGAUUUGAGGUAAAUGGUAUUCCUGAGGAGAGGAAACUAACAGAAGCGAGGAAUUUGUAA